AUGGGCGACCCUCACUACCGCACGUUCGACGGCCACUAUUACAACUUCAUGGGCAACUGCACCUACACCAUGACUAAGAACUGCCAUGUUGACAAGGAUCACCCAGCCUUUGAGGUGCAGGCCAAGAAUGUGGAGGACCGUGCAAACUCGCAGGUCACCUCAGUGGGAAUGGUCACCGUCAAGGUUUACGGUGUCAACAUUGACAUUGUCAGCUCUGAAUUUGGUCUUGUCCGAGUAAGUGGAUUCACAAGUUGUCUACCUAUGUUAUCUGUUCAACAACCCUUGUCUUUGUUUGGUGUAUCUGUAUAAAUUAUUUUUCUACUGUGGUUUGAUUUCAUUCCAGAUUAACUUCCAGUUAUGGAAUCUCCCCAUCAGUUUAGAGAAUGGCAAAGUGAAACUCUCCCAGAGUGGAUUUUCAGUUGUCAUGGAGACAGACUUUGGUCUGAUGGUGCAGUAUGAUUGGCUAAAGUACCUGGUGGUGACUAUGCCUGGGAGCCUGGCAGGCAAGGUGUGUGGCAUGUGCGGCAACUUCAAUGGCAAACAGGAUGACGAACUCACCAUUCCCAGUGGCUCCCUUGCCAGUAAUGUUGUGGCACUAGGCAAGAGCUGGAGGGUAUCAGACAAGGGAGGUGAUGCCUACUGCAGAGAUGAGUGCACAGGCCAAUGUGAGAACUGUGAGAGCAGCUUGGUUAAGCACUUAGAAGGGGAGAUAUUUUGCACCUUUCUCACAGACAUCAUGAAUGAACCCUUCAAAAACUGCCACACCACCAUCGACCCCAAGAUCUUACAUGAGAACUGCUUGUAUGACCUUUGUCGGGGCGAGAUCAUGAAGACGUACCUGUGUGACACCCUGCAGGUGUACACCGAUGCCUGCCAGAGGGCUGGGAUCGAAGUGUACAACUGGAGGGGCAUUGCCCAUUGCCGUGAGUAACCAGCAAAGAUAACUGAUCAUUUUCAGGAGGAUAAGAGCAUAAAGGACUGCAAUACUUUAUUUCCCCUUUCACAUGUUGUAAAACUGAGUGUGGUCUGUGGUCUUUUCCCCCAGCCAAGCCUGAAUGCCCAGAGAACAGUCACUAUGAGUUCUGUGGAAGCGCCUGCCCUGCCACUUGUGAAGACCCAAAUGCUCCCUCCAAAUGCAAAGCCAGCUGUGUGGAGGCCUGUACCUGUGACGAGGGCCACCUGCGCAGUGGGAACAAGUGUGUGCCUAAGUCCCAAUGUGGCUGCCAGUACAAAGGCCACUAUGUGGAAGCCGGAACAUCUUUCUGGGGGGAUGAGAACUGUACCAAACGCUGUAACUGCAGCUCCACUGGUGAGAGAGUUGAGAGCCAGGUGGCCAGUUGUCCACUUGGACAGCAGUGCCAGGUGGUUGAUGGCAUAAGAGGCUGCUACCCUACAACCUUUUCCACAUGCAUGGUGUCUGGUGAUCCACAUUACCACACCUUCGAUGGACAACGCUACAAUUUCCAGGGCACCUGUGUGUAUCAGAUGGCGAGUGUCUGCUCCAAUGACAGUACCCUGGAGCACUUUAGUGUUGCCAUACAGAACGAUGGGCGAGAUAAAAAGGUGGGGUCCAUCACCAAGCUGGUAGAGGUCAAGGUCUAUGGGUACACGAUUGUCAUCAGCAAAGAGCACCCAGGUUUUGUGAUGGUAAGAAAUUACUUAUAAUAAAAAUCGUAUAGUUUCGAUUACAAUGCCUUCAGAAAAUAUUCAUACCCCUUGACUUAUUCCACAUUUUGUUGUGUUACAGACAGAAUUCAAAAUGGAUUAAAUUGUGUUUUUUUCCUCACUUAUCUACACACAAUACCCCAUAAUGACAAAGUGAAAACAUGUUUUUAGAAUGUCUUGAAAAUGUCUUGAAAAUUAAGUACAGAAAUAUCUGAUUUAUUCACACCCGUGAGUCAAUUCAGGUUAGAAUCACCUUUGUUGAUCCAUCCUCAGUUUUCUCCUAUCACAGCCAUUAAACUCUGUAACUGUUUUAAAGUCUCCAUUGGCCUCAUGAGCGGUUUCCUGAGCGGUUUCCUUCCUCUCCAGCAACUGAGUUAGGAAGGACGCAUGUAUCCUUGUAGUGACUGGGUCUAUUGAUACACCAUCCAAAGUGUAAUUCAUAACUUCAACAUGCUCAAAGGGAUAUUGAAUGUCUGCCUUUUUCUUUUGUGUAACAACAGUUGCCCUUCUUUGCGAGGGAUUGGAAAACCUGCCUGGUCUUUGUGGUUGAAUCUGUGUUUAAAAUUCACUGCUCGACUGAGGGACCUUACAGAUAAUUGUAUGUGUGGGGUACAGAGAUGAGGUAGUCUUUCAAAAAUCAUGUUUAAACAAUUCCAUAUGUUAGCUUAGUAGAAGCCUUUUAGAGGUUAAACACUAUUAUUGCACUAUCCAUGCAACUUAUGUGAGUUGUUAAGCACAGUUUUACUCCUGAACUUAUUUAAGCUUGCCAUAAAAAAUGGGUUGAAUUCUUAUUGACUCAAGACAUUUCAGAUUUAAUUUUUUUAUUAAUUUAUAAAAAUGUCAAAAAUAUAUUUAUUUAAUCCGUUUUAAAUUCAGGCUGUAACACAACAAAAUGUGGAAAAAGUCAAAGGCACUGUAUAUGUUAAAAAGGUCAACACUGAGGUUAACUGAACCAUUAUUCCUCUACUUUUGUGUUCUCCUUCAAAGGUGAAUGGUGAACUCGUGAAUCUUCCCGUAAAACUCAACAAACUGCACAUAUACAAGGGUGGUUGGUUCGCUGUGAUCGAGACUGACUUUGGGGUGAAAGUGUCCUAUGACUGGAACAGCGUAGCAACAGUCACUGUCCCCAGCACUUAUGCAAAUGCAAUGUGCGGCAUGUGUGGCAACUACAACCACAAUCCAAACAACGACAUGCAGAUGAAGGAUGGAAGGCAGGCUGCCACUGCAGAGGAGCUUGGUCAGAGCUGGAGAUUAACAAAGAUCCCUGGUUGUGUGAACGGCUGCAAAGAACCAUGUCCUGACUGUAGCAUCACCCAGAGGGAUCAGUACAUGACAAACAAGUACUGCGGCCUCAUCAGCGACCCAACAGGCCCCUUUCGUGACUGUCACUCCAAGGUGGACCCCAUGGGUUUCGUCCAAGACUGUCUGUAUGAUGUCUGUCUGUACCAGGGAAACAGAAACAUGCAGUGCAAUACCCUAACUGCCUACACAGCUGCCUGCCAGGAGAAAGGGGCCAUGGUCUACUCCUGGAGGUCGGAUAAAUUCUGUGGUAUGGACGUUUGA
Molecule: messenger RNA, 3228 nt
Organism: Coregonus sp. 'balchen'
Lineage: Eukaryota; Metazoa; Chordata; Actinopteri; Salmoniformes; Salmonidae
Source: the annotation of a GenBank genome assembly